This is a messenger RNA of Talaromyces marneffei, 2052 nucleotides long. RefSeq lists its product as uncharacterized. The record is from RefSeq and is a predicted model, not a curated record. The transcript has 3 exons. The coding region runs from base 1 to 2052 and encodes 683 amino acids. NCBI's taxonomy places the organism in Eukaryota, Fungi, Ascomycota, Eurotiomycetes, Eurotiales, Trichocomaceae.
AUGUUCAGUUCCUCGGUUUCCAUGAACAGAAGCCGACAGGCCUGGAUCCGCUCUGUGAUUUUCGUGGGUCUAUAUCUCAUACUCUUGCUAUCCUUUACGCAAUGCGCGCUUGUUCUGUAUUUGUAUGGCACUGCUCAAGUCGAUGGGUUGAUGAUGCCUAGUUUGAUUAUUGGAUUGAUCGCUUCAUUCCUAUCAGUCCCCUUCGUGGUCGUCCAUACCAUCCUCUCAUGGCAGUUCCGGCGAGCUCCAGAAUUGAACAUGCCGCGCAAUGUGCUACACAUGGCAUUUUCACAUCUCCCUCGCAUCAUGGUAGCUAUGUGGCUCGCAGCAUCAGCUGCGGGUUUGGUGGUUGUCUCUAAACAGGCGACCUGUGAAGCAGCUACGGUUACGCAGCAGUAUUGGAAAGGGGGGUUGAGUUGCCAGAUCCAUAGGGGUACCGUCAUUCUCGAGAUUUUAGCUUUUAUAUCUGCGUCGGCUCUCUUCUUCAGCUUCCAAGUCUGCGAACGCCCCUACUCCUCAUCCCUCCUGGGCCUGUACGCACCCCAACGUCCACCCCGAGACGGCAGCAUCUUCUCAGAGGCUAGUUGGGAAAGCGAAACCCUCAAGAAUGAAAUCCUCUAUCUCUGUCGGCACCCGGACGCCGGUCCCGGAAAUGGGGAGUUGUACUGGUCACCAAAUGAUAGCUCUCUUUUCGAAACCCCAGUUCGGCCGCCUAGUAUCCGAUACCCUGGUCCGACGAGGAUUCGGCCACAGUUACAUCUCAAUACGCACACGAGUUCGAUUAGACCAUCGAUCAUCGCCGCUACCUCCGUUGCGACGGAUGCAUCCCCCAAAGUGUCGCCUAUAGAUGAGACGUCGGCUCGAUCAAUCAGUUUGAGGAGUGAUAUUUCCCCGUUGUCCAGGAAUCCGUCCCUCGCAUCGACGUUGCAACCUGGUACGGAGGCUGCAUUGACAAGACCACCGCCAGUACCAAAAAUUCCUAAUAUUCCUGAAAUCGCAUUGCUGUCCAAAGCAAAGACAAACCACACGAGGCAAAAGUCUUCUGUUUCGAGUAGAAAGUUUCUGCCGAAGGAUUGGUUGUCGGAGCCUCUGUCUGAGGAUCCGCAGAUUAGGGCUCUUGCGUCUCCACCGAGGUCACCGGAUAUUGGGGCUGUUUCCCCGUUGAGUGAGGAGAGUGACAAGGGGUAUGGAGACGGUUGCUUAAUACAGAAUCUCCCGUCGCCUCCUGCACCGGCAGCGUCGCCGGCAGGAAGAAAGUCAUCUGAUGAAGAUCGGGCUAGCUCUGGUACCGAUUCUGGAACCCAGACGAGAAGUCGAUCAAUGACUGCACCGGGAAACCCGCCUCCUGUACUCCCCCCAGUGCCGCUGACGGUGCGCAAGUCGCGGACGUCGUAUAUCAAUCCAUCACCGAGGUCAAUACAUCAUCCUCAUCAUCCGAACUACGUGGCUCCAGCAGUCACACCCAAGCCAUCGUCAGAGGGACUCAAUAAGUCUCCACCACCGAGGACCAAUCAAGGUCCUAUGAAUAGCAAUAUGCAACCUCUUCAACGACACAAAUCAACAUCAACAUCAACACGGCUCCCCCCUCGGCGCCAAACGAGUAUGGGCCAUCACCCCCAUACACGCUUUCCACCUAUGCAACCCUCACUCUCAUCCCACGGCUCAAUAAAGGAUAUCCAACGAGUCCGCUUAUCCUCUUCAUUUCGAAAUAAUCAACUCCCUCGUCGGACGCCAUCACAUAACCAGCGUCUGCAGCCACAAACACAAUACCAGCAUCAACAUAACAUAAUCCACCACCAACACAAUGGCCCUGCUCCGAUUCCGAGCAGACCACCAUACACCCGCCGCUUCCACUCCAACGACGGCCGCGGCUUUGAUCCCGCGCAUACUUUACCACCCAUCCCGCGCAGCGAUGAUACCGCCACCCUAUAUCCGAGUGCGCGACGGCCACGGAGCUCGACUUAUGGUGGCAUUCCAUCAAACACAUCCAUGACUCUUGCCAGUGUGCAAGAGCCAGCGUCUAUGGUUACGAGGCGUUACGUUGGAGGGUGA